AUGGCUACUCCAUCAAUCACAACACCUAAGAAGUCCCAUACGGGUCUUUUCUCGAGUCGCACAGCUGGCGGCCGUGUGCCCUUGACCCCUUCUCCUCACCAUAAUGCCAACGUCAACUCUUCGCCCUUCAACAAGGACAAAUCAAACAACGAUGGCCAGCGAGCACCCGCCAAGUCGGUCUACCCCGGCAACCUCAGCUCGCACCUCGCACGAGCAGCCUCAACCAAGACUCACUGGGACUCACCCAAGUCCAACAUAGCGCGUGGGGCUGCGACUCCCAAGAAAGCUCUUGAGUUAGGCGUAUCUGAGUUUACUCUGACCGGCACCGGCGCUCAGGUGCAGGAGCAAACCCAGGCCGCACCUACCCCGAAGCCAAAGAAGACCAAGAUGAAGGCAAAGCCGAUCAAGACGACCGUUACUCUCAAUGCCGAUCGCUUCAUCCCCAACAGAGGCUCAAGCUCAGCCAUUGCCAAUGGCGGCUCCGGAAAGCUUAACAUGCGGGAUCAGAAGCGGCCAAAGUCCAGGACCGGCGAAUCGUCUAGCUCAACAGCCCUCGCCUCUACUACAGAUGAUGCUACUGAGCAGCUCGAAUUCGAUUCCCUCCUCCUCGACGACGAAGAGGCUGAGACCUAUGCCCGCCCAUCUCCCAACACCGUGGCGUAUCAGGACAGCUUGGCCAACGCCUGCGGAAUGAAUGUCAACACUCGAAUUUUACAAUUUAAGCCAGCUCCUCCCGAGUCCUCGAAGCCCAUUGAUCUCCGUCAGCAAUACAACCGCCCAUUGAAGGCCGCCAACUCGGCAGCUCAGUUCCGACGCCGCAUCGCUACAGCCCCUGAGCGUGUCCUUGACGCCCCGGGUCUGAUCGACGACUACUACCUGAACCUGCUGGACUGGAGCUCGGGCAACCAAGUCGCCAUUGGCCUGGAACGGAACGUCUAUGUCUGGACGGCCGAUGAGGGCUCUGUCAACUGCCUUCUGGAAACCUCUCCCGACACGUACGUGAGCAGCGUGAAAUGGUCCGGCGAUGGAGCAUACGUUGGCGUGGGACUCGGUACCGGUGAGGUCCAGAUCUGGGAUGUUGCCGAAGGCAUCAAGAUUCGCAGCAUGUUUGGUCACGACAGUCGGGUUGGUGUCAUGGGCUGGAGCAAGCACCUCCUAUCAACUGGUGCGCGAAGCGGUCUGGUGUUCAACCACGAUGUCCGUAUCGCCGAGCACAAGGUUGCAGAACUCGUUUCGCAUACAUCGGAGGUCUGUGGUCUUGAAUGGCGAUCUGAUGGCACCCAGCUUGCCACCGGCGGAAACGACAAUCUCGUAUCGAUUUGGGAUGCCCGCUCUCUUGCUGUCCCAAAAUUCACCAAGACCAACCACAAGGCUGCCGUCAAGGCUCUCGCUUGGUGCCCUUGGAAUAUCAACUUGUUGGCUACUGGUGGGGGUUCCUAUGAUCGUCAUAUCCACUUCUGGAACACCACUUCCGGUGCUCGUGUCAACAGCAUCGACACAGGUUCCCAGGUCACCAGUCUCCGAUGGAGCCCUCACUAUCGCGAAAUUGUGAGCUCUAGCGGCUACCCCGAUAACUCGCUCAGCAUCUGGAGCUACCCUACUCUGGUGCGCAAUGUCGAAAUUCCUGCUCACGAGAGCCGUGUCCUCCAUAGUUGUCUCAGUCCCGAUGGGCAGAUGCUCGCCACAGCUGCUGCCGACGAAAGUUUGAAAUUUUGGAAGAUCUUUGAGAAGAAGGCCGGAUCUGGUGCUGGCAUCAGCGGCGCUGGCACUUCUUCAAAGGCGACCAUGUCGAAGCAUAUGACAAUUCGUUAA
Messenger RNA from Sordaria macrospora k-hell, 1812 nucleotides. RefSeq lists its product as uncharacterized. NCBI's taxonomy places the organism in Eukaryota, Fungi, Ascomycota, Sordariomycetes, Sordariales, Sordariaceae. The record is from RefSeq and is a predicted model, not a curated record. Gene Ontology annotation, molecular function: anaphase-promoting complex binding; protein binding; ubiquitin ligase activator activity. Gene Ontology annotation, cellular component: anaphase-promoting complex. Gene Ontology annotation, biological process: positive regulation of anaphase-promoting complex-dependent catabolic process; positive regulation of ubiquitin protein ligase activity; anaphase-promoting complex-dependent catabolic process.